UGAAAGUGUGAGCAAUGACGAAACUGGAGAGAUAGGGUUUUAACAAGAUGCAAGGACAAUCUGAGGACUGAGAGCCAUUUCAACGUGAGCCCCCAGCCUGAGAACAAGAAAGAAGAACUUCUGUCUUGAGGAGACUGAAGCCAAGGAUACCAGCAGAGCCAACAUUUGCUUCAAGUUCCUGGGCCUGCUGACAGCGUGCAGGAUGCUGUUGGAACCCGGCAGAGGCUGCUGUGCCCUGGCCAUCCUGCUGGCAAUUGUGGACAUCCAGUCUGGUGGAUGCAUUAACAUCACCAGCUCAGCUUCCCAGGAAGGAACGCGACUAAACUUAAUCUGUACUGUGUGGCAUAAGAAAGAAGAGGCUGAGGGGUUUGUAGUGUUUUUGUGCAAGGACAGGUCUGGAGACUGUUCUCCUGAGACCAGUUUAAAACAGCUCAGACUUAAAAGGGAUCCUGGGAUAGAUGGUGUUGGUGAAAUAUCAUCUCAGUUGAUGUUCACCAUAAGCCAAGUCACAGCGUUGCACAGUGGGACCUACCAGUGUUGUGCCAGAAGCCAGAAGUCAGGUAUCCACCUUCAGGGCCAUUUUUUCUCCAUUCUAUUCACAGAGACAGGGAACUACACAGUGACGGGAUUGAAACAAAGACAACACCUUGAGUUCAGCCAUAAUGAAGGCACUCUCAGUUCAGGCUUCCUACAAGAAAAGGUCUGGGUAAUGCUGGUCACCAGCCUUGUGGCCCUUCAAGGUAUGUCCAAAAGAGCCGUAAGCACCCCAAGCAAUGAGGGUGCUAUUAUAUUUCUGCCACCUUGGUUAUUCUCCAGGAGGAGAAGGUUGGAAAGGAUGUCCAGGGGGAGAGAAAAAUGUUACUCAAGCCCUGGCUAUCCACAGGAAAGUUCAAACCAGUUUCACUGA
Molecule: messenger RNA, 907 nt
Organism: Gorilla gorilla gorilla (western lowland gorilla)
Lineage: Eukaryota; Metazoa; Chordata; Mammalia; Primates; Hominidae
Gene: CD160
Product: CD160 molecule
Exons: 4
Coding region: 203-907 (234 amino acids)
Biological process (GO): regulation of adaptive immune response
Cellular component (GO): plasma membrane
Molecular function (GO): transmembrane signaling receptor activity
Source: RefSeq, a predicted model, not a curated record